AGACAGGCGGGUUUCACGAGUGACUAUGAACAGAUGAUAGUUUAGAACGCGACUGUGUGUAGAAUCAAGACAGAGCGCAUGUGAUUCAUCAAAUAGAUUCAGCAACCACCAGCACCUUUAGCCAAAGACUCACAACGAGGGGAGUAGCAGUGUAUAAUUAGGUGUAGAAUACAGCGUGAAGAAGGAAAUUAUUUAAAUUCCAUUCCUCCCGCACAAACACACACACACGCUCCCCCUUCGAACCGUGAUUAAACUUAAACCAAAAAAAAAGACUUAACCCGUUUUUGAGAGUGCAUUUUACUGAGGUGUAGUGAAUAAUAGUAAAGCGGCAAAAAUCCCAACUUAAACCUCUACAAACAUAAGCUUAUUCGUGUGGGGCGUGUUCGCUUGAAAAGACAACCGAAUUUCCACGCUCAAUACCACCACCCGACAGUGUUCAACUACGCGCAACACACACUUCAUUCCUUCGAAGUUUGCUUCUCUCGUAUGCCUCGCGUACGUCGAAAGAGGUAGAUCGUCGUCUCAUUCCAAAAAGGGAAAAGGUGGCUACGAUCAGAUUACGUGUUCCGCCUUGAUCAUCCUUACCGCCAGAACCGGUGCAACGUGUGAUAAGGGCACAUUCCAACAGCGAAGUAAUAAUAAAAGUAGUAGCAGUAAGCGCGAUAUUGGUAGUGUAACGAUAAGCGAUUGUAAGGGACCAACACGAAUCCAAUCUCGAACCGACUCGAGACAACACUACCGAAACCAACAGCGAUCAGCAGUACCACCGCCGACACAUACAACCAGCACCAAAAUGGGUGGAUGCGCCUCGAAGGACAAGAAGGACAGUAAGGUGGUUGAGAAUGAAACAGCGGCCGGAACGGGAACCGAUGCCGAUGCGGCCAACGGUGGCGAAGGGUGUGUAUCAAACUCGAUGGUAUUUUUGUCGAGCAGAAACAAAUCAGACACCAUGGUUGACGCAGCUGUACUGGAAAAGAUGGAGGCUGGCUUCGCCAAGCUGGCUGCCUCGGACUCCAAGUCCCUGCUGAAGAAGUACUUGACCAAGGAAGUCUUCGAUGCUCUGAAGAACAAGAAGACCUCCUUCGGCUCGACUCUGCUGGACUGCGUCCAGUCUGGUUUCGAGAACCCCGAUUCCGGCGUCGGCAUCUACGCUCCGGAUGCUGAGUCGUACACCGUGUUCUCCGAUUUGUUCGACCCAAUCAUUGAGGACUACCACAAGGGCUUCAAGAAGACCGACAAGCACCCGGCCCGUGACUUCGGUGAUGUGAACGCCUUUAGCAACGUUGACCCGACCGGCGAGUACGUCGUGUCGACCCGCGUCCGUUGUGGUCGCUCGAUGGAGGGCUACCCGUUCAACCCGUGUCUGACCGAGGCCCAGUACAAGGAGAUGGAGUCGAAGGUGUCCUCCACCCUGUCCGGACUGGAGGGUGAGCUGAAGGGCAAGUUCUACCCGUUGACCGGUAUGGACAAGGCCGUCCAGCAGCAGCUGAUCGACGAUCACUUCCUGUUCAAGGAGGGCGAUCGCUUCCUGCAGGCCGCCAACGCGUGCCGCUUCUGGCCGUCCGGUCGCGGUAUCUACCACAACGACAACAAGACCUUCCUGGUCUGGUGCAACGAGGAGGACCAUCUCCGCAUCAUCUCGAUGCAGAUGGGUGGCGAUCUCGGCCAGGUCUACCGCCGUCUGGUGACCGCUGUCAACGACAUCGAGAAGCGCAUCCCAUUCUCGCACCACGACCGUCUCGGCUUCCUGACCUUCUGCCCGACCAACCUCGGCACCACCAUCCGCGCCUCGGUGCACAUCAAGGUCCCGAAGCUGGCCAAGGACUACGCGAACCUGGAGUCCAUCGCCGACAAGUACAACCUGCAGGUCCGUGGUACGCGCGGUGAGCACUCCGAGGCUGAGGGUGGCAUCUACGACAUCUCGAACAAGCGCCGCAUGGGACUGACCGAGUUCCAGGCCGUCAAGGAGAUGUACGAUGGCAUCACGGAGAUCAUCAAGGCUGAGAAGGCGGCGCAGUAAGGUGUUGGUGCUGUGUACACUGCAAGCAGCCCUUUCCUUACAACACGUUUCUCUUACCGAUUACACGAUGAUACACGACGUUAGCCGAUGGUGAUAUGGAUUGGAUGGAUAUGUGAUUCCAGCCGCAACUGAACUCAAUACCCACUGAACAAACAAAAAAAAAACAUCCACACGCCCGCGUGCGUUCCCCUCGCUUCUCUCCCCUUUUCAACCUUUCCCGUUCGCUCUCGUUAUGCGUUUUCCUC
Messenger RNA from Anopheles moucheti, 2265 nucleotides. RefSeq names its product arginine kinase 1. The transcript is spliced from 4 exons. Gene Ontology annotation, biological process: phosphocreatine biosynthetic process. Lineage: Eukaryota; Metazoa; Arthropoda; Insecta; Diptera; Culicidae. The coding region runs from base 794 to 2020 and encodes 408 amino acids. The record is from RefSeq and is a predicted model, not a curated record. Gene Ontology annotation, molecular function: creatine kinase activity.